CUUAACCAACUUUUACAUUUGAUGUUGCUGCAUAUGUCACAAUCUCAUCCACAUUUAAAAUACAGAGGGAAACAGCAAUUUUUAUUGUGUUAUAGUUUUAAAACUUAAUGUUGAGAUGGUCACUUGAACUAAGCAGAGAAAUUUGUUUUAAUGCAUGCUCCUCGUGUAAUUUUUUUCAUAAUGGCUGCCCUUGGCUUUGAAGUUCAUGUUGAUAAGGAAAAUGCACCUUCUAUACUACACACUAAAGGAUCAGCACUGAAAAGCUUUGGUUUAAGAAACAAUGGAAAACUUGCUCAGCCAACACCUCGUAAAGCUUUGUUUGAUGUGAACCAAGACCCCAGGGGCCCUGUUGGAAAAAACUUUAACAGCAUUGACAUAAAACACAAUGAAAAGCUUUUUAAUCCAGUCAAACCUAAAGUGUCCUCUGGAGUAGAAAAUCAUCCUCAAGGUCCAGGUAUCAAGAAAUCUGAAACAAGGAAAACUCCUGCCCAGCACUCUCACAGAAAAAGUUUGAAAAACACUAAAAAUGAACUUCCUCCUGUGAUUUCUGCAACAACAAAAAAAGUCACCAGGAAACCUCCAGUCAUACAGCAACAACCUGAUAAUGAUGAUUGUGAAUAUGAUUCUGAUACUAUUUUUCCACGAAGUGAAAGAUUAAGCACUUACGUUGAUAAACUUUUGGCAUGGCGUCCACCUUGUUUGUUUGGUACAAUCCCUGACAGUGAUACAGACUGCAGUGAACCUGAAGAAAUUAUGCAUGAGGAAAUAUGUGAAAUGCCUGUCAGUUUUGUACCAGUGCCUGAAUUCUUAGAAAUGGAUUUGGAGAAUUUAAUGGAUGAAUUACCUCCCCUUGAGAUUCCAGAAGAAUUUGAAAGCCCUGAAAAAGACACAUACAUGUUAGACCAGACUCCAGAUACUUCAUUAUCCUUAGGAAGCCUGCAAGUAAUGACUGGUAGCCUCAAUGCUUCCAUCAUGUCUGACUCUGGUUAGAAACUGUAUAAGACUGACCAAUUUGCAUUUAGCUUGGGUGCUGUACACACUUUAGGUUUUGACCAUGUAUUUUUUAAAUGUACACUAUGCAUACUUUUGACAAUUAUAAGUUUGUAUUUAAAUCUCUUUUUAACAUUUAACAUGUGUGUUGUAAAAUAAACUUGUGACAUAAAA
Molecule: messenger RNA, 1164 nt
Organism: Physella acuta
Lineage: Eukaryota; Metazoa; Mollusca; Gastropoda; Physidae
Source: RefSeq, a predicted model, not a curated record